UUUCGUGAUUGACACUGCCCCAUCCUUGGCGUACGCCCAUAGCAUCUCGGUCGUUUCUUCUUCUUGUCCGUGAACAUGAUCAAGUUCAAGGCCAAGCUUCAAGCCAACACGUUCACUGAGUGGCGUGAGUUCUAUAUCGACUACGACGCGCUCAAGUUUGCAGUGAACGCGAUCCGCGAAGACUCGACAGGGUUUGACCUGGAGCAGCAGCUGGAAAAGGUCGUGGAGCUGCAGUUCCUCGUGGGUGCGAAUUCCGCAACGUCGCAAGCGUUUGAGAAAGCGUUCAUCAAGGAGUACGACAAGGUCGAAAAGUUCUAUGUGGCACACGCGGACGAGUACAAGCAGCAGCUCGACAUUUUGCAAAAGCAGUACCACGCCGACAUGAACGAAAGCACGCAGAUGAGCAUGACGUCGGCGUGCAUGGAGCUCCACCGACUCUUGAACAUGCUGCAGAACUACGCCCUGCUCAACUACACGGGGCUCACCAAGAUCCUCAAAUCGCACGCCAAGAAGUGCAAGUCCCAGGAAUCUAUUCGGUACGUGUUUGCCGAGAAGCUGGAAACGUGUGCGUUUUCCAAAGCUAUCCAAGCGAAAGACGAGCUCAUCCGCCUCGAAACGUGGUUCUGCCGAACGUUCUACGAUAACAAUCGACCGAUUGCGAUGGCGGCGCUGAUGGCCCGCAAAGACGAGCACGUAGACUUCUCCCAGGCGUACAUUGGCAUGAAGUUUGGGAUGCUGCUCAUGCUCGGUCUGUGGGUACUCUGGGACGUCGGCAUCAUCCCGUCCAUACAACGCGACGAGAAUCACCUCCGCCUCCUCCUCACUAAAGGCUUCCCUGUCUAUCGCGGUCUCGGCUGCGUCAUCUUCUUCAACUGGCUCAUGGGCAUCUCCAUGUACGUGUGGCGGUCGGCGCGCAUCAACUACAUGUACAUCAUGGACCUCGAGCCGAGAAACACCAAGGACUACGACCAAGUGUUCCACGACGCUGGCCACAUCAGCAUUGUGUACCUGAUCAAUAUGCUUGUGUACUACAAAGUGUGCAACGGCGAGUUUCCCGAGGACCGCGUGGCCCACCGCGGCUACGUCCUGCUGUUCCUGUUUGUGUACAUGGUGUACUUUUACGUGUUUCGGCAGUGGCGGCGCAAGAUUGGGUUCGUGAAAGCGAUCGGCAAGAUCAUGGGCGCGCCGUUCUUUCCCGUCACGUUCUUCCACACGUUUCUCGGCAACUACAUGCUCAGCAUGCAGCGCAUGAACCAGGACAUAGCGUGGUGCUUUUGCUUUUUCUUUUCCGGAGAGUUUCUCGAAACGGAUGACAUGGACGCGCUCAAAGCCACCGACGGCAUGACGGGCUACCUCCACAACCACACGAUGCAAUCGAUUAUUCCGUCCAAGUGCCACAGCAACUUUUACUACGCCAAGGUCGUCGUGCCGCUGCUCUGUACGCUACCGCUGUGGUUUCGGUUCCUCCAAAGCUUGCGGCGUAUUUACGACAUGAAGUUGUGGUGGCCAGGCGUGGGCAACGUGAUCAAAUUCGCCCUAGCCCAAAUUGUCGUGCUGUUUGGGAUCUUCCAUCCCUUUCACAACCCGACCAAGCCCACCGAGGACAUCACGCCGCUGCAGCAAGUAUGGAUCGCAGGCUUCAUCGUGUUUUCGUUCAUCUUGUGGUUCUGGGAUCUCACCAUGGACUGGGGUCUCGGCCGUCCGCAGUUCAAAUUCCUCGCCGAGCGGCACAUGUAUCGGCGGCGGUCCCUGUAUUACGUGGCGAUUGUGAUCAACUUCUUCCUCUGCUUUGCGUGGGUGCUGACGCUGAUUCCGCCGUCGGCCGAGCAAGCUUUAAACCACAGCUUCUUUGUGUACAUUCAUCCGUUUUCGAUGCUACUCGAGCCCAUGCGCCGGACCAUGUGGAGCUUCUUCACGGUCGAGAACGAGCACCUGCGCAACACGAUGGGGUUUCGCAAGGAGCAGUUCAUUCCCCUGCACUACGAGCGCGGCGUGGGCGUCGCAGAUCCAAACGAACACACGGACGAAUCGCGCCGCAAGAAGCGCAAGAACAAGGUGCUUAUCCUGGCUAUUAUUGCAUUGGUCGUGAGCCUCAGCUUUGGCGCCGUCACUGUCAUCGAAGACGCCCCUGCCCGUUAAUAUACGUCGUGAUUUUCAUA
Messenger RNA from Aphanomyces astaci, 2159 nucleotides. RefSeq lists its product as hypothetical. The record is from RefSeq and is a predicted model, not a curated record. Bases 76 to 2139 code for a protein of 687 amino acids. The transcript has 4 exons. Gene Ontology annotation, cellular component: plasma membrane; cytoplasm; Golgi apparatus. Gene Ontology annotation, molecular function: inositol hexakisphosphate binding. Gene Ontology annotation, biological process: phosphate ion transport; cellular response to phosphate starvation. NCBI's taxonomy places the organism in Eukaryota, Oomycota, Saprolegniomycetes, Saprolegniales, Verrucalvaceae.